GAUCGGAGAUGGGAGGUUUUACCCGAAUUUUGCAUUCAGGAAAUCCUGACAACUUGAUGGAUGAGAUCCCAACUAUGGUCGUUGAUCCUCUUCCUGCAGGUCUUGAUCGGGGAUAUAUUGUCUUAAACAGACCAUGGGCUUUUGAUCAAUGGCUGUUUGAGUACAUUCAAGGGAAGAACAAGUACGGAGAGAAAAUAGAGAUGACUGCCCCAGUGCUCAGUGAAGUUUCACCAAGCGAUGGACCCUUUUGUGAAUCUUCAUUUGUGGUGAGCUUCUAUGUGCCAAAGAAGAACCAAGAAAACCCACCACCAGCAGAAGGCCUCCAUCUCCAAAAAUGGAAAACCACAUAUGUUGCAGUGAGACAAUUCAGUGGGUUUGUAUCAGACGACAGCGUUGGAGAAGAAGCUGCUGCCUUGAAGGCCAGUCUUGCAGGUACUGUUUGGUCUGCCGCCAUCGAGAAAAGCCAUGCAGCUGAUCAUACUUCAGUUUAUACUGUUAAUUUGAGGGAGCACAAUGAAGAGCAGGUCAUGCUGCUCUGUUAA
Molecule: messenger RNA, 542 nt
Organism: Prunus persica (peach)
Lineage: Eukaryota; Viridiplantae; Streptophyta; Magnoliopsida; Rosales; Rosaceae
Product: heme-binding protein 2
Exons: 1
Coding region: 9-542 (177 amino acids)
Source: RefSeq, a predicted model, not a curated record